CAGUUGAGUGCCAGAGAACGCUUGUCGGUUUGUUGACACGCAGUUAUCGAUAUUUUUUGCUGCAAGCGGCAGGUUUUUUGUUUAUUCGAAGAAUGCGCCGAAAUGUUUUAUUAUUCAUACUUGCAUUAACCCUAAGUCAAGCGAAUAUUUGCUUAACUGAAGAGCAAUGUAGCACGUCAUCACAUGCGACUUGCACGGGAACCGAGGGCAGCGACCCAACUCUAUUGGAAAGUGACGUUAAGAUAUCACGUCGCAUAGAGCAGGCAUUGGCCAACUAUGCGGCAUGUAGCAGCGAUGCCACGGACGCCAACUGCACUUGCCAUAUUGGAGUACUCAAACGUGAUCUGGCGCCCUACAAAUCAACAGGUUUCACUCGACAAAUGCUUAAGGAUGCAGCAAAAUAUGGCACUCGCUAUAAGAUCUAUGAAAAGCAACUUUAUCGCGACGCUAGCUGCAUGUUUCCCACCCGUUGCCAGGGCAUUGAGCACUUCCUGCUGUCGCUGCUCCCUCAGCUGCCCAACAUGGACCUGGUGAUCAACACACGUGACUAUCCACAGCUGCAUAAGAGCUGGACUCGCGAAGGUCCUGUGCUCUCCUUCUCGAAAACCAGCGAAUAUCGCGAUAUUAUGUAUCCUGCGUGGACGUUUUGGGCGGGUGGUCCUGCCACCAAAUUACAUCCCACUGGGAUUGGGCGCUGGGACUUGAUGCGUGAGAAGCUGGAGCGGCAUGCUGCAAAAAUAACUUGGCAAGAGAAGCGGCAAGUCGGUUUCUUUCGCGGUUCUCGCACUUCCGACGAACGUGAUACAUUGAUUUUGCUGUCACGGCGAAAGCCAGAGCUUGUUGAGGCGCAAUACACAAAAAACCAGGCCUGGAAGUCACCCAAGGACACGUUGGAUGCGCCACCCGCAGAUGAAGUGUCCUUUGAGGAUCACUGCAAAUACAAAUACUUGUUCAAUUUUCGAGGCGUCGCCGCCAGCUUUCGCCUAAAGCAUCUGUUCAUGUGCCAAUCGCUUGUCUUUCAUGUGGGUGACGAGUGGCAGGAGUUUUUCUAUGAUCAAUUAAAGCCCUGGGUGCAUUACGUACCGCUGCCAAGUUAUCCUAGCCAACAGCAGUACGAAGAAUUACUGAGCUAUUUUAAAAGGCACGAUGAUGUGGCCCAGCAAAUUGCUCAGCGUGGACACGAUUUCAUCGUGCAGCAUCUGCGCAUGGAAGAUGUCGAAUGUUAUUGGCGGAAGAUGCUCAAACGGUACAAGAAGCUGCUAAAAUACGAGGUGCAGCCAGAUGAUGAACUGAUUCGCAUUGGGGGUCGCAAGGACGAACUUUAGAUGCAAAUUAAUCUCAAACUAUGUAAGCAUUCCAUUGCAAUUUCCAUUAAUUUCAUUGUCACUUCAAUAAGUAUUAAAAAUGCCUUAUUUUAUGCAA
Molecule: messenger RNA, 1422 nt
Organism: Drosophila sulfurigaster albostrigata
Lineage: Eukaryota; Metazoa; Arthropoda; Insecta; Diptera; Drosophilidae
Gene: rumi
Product: O-glucosyltransferase rumi
Exons: 2
Coding region: 93-1325 (410 amino acids)
Biological process (GO): positive regulation of Notch signaling pathway; protein O-linked glycosylation
Cellular component (GO): endomembrane system
Molecular function (GO): UDP-xylosyltransferase activity; UDP-glucosyltransferase activity
Source: RefSeq, a predicted model, not a curated record